Molecule: messenger RNA, 507 nt
Organism: Musca domestica (house fly)
Lineage: Eukaryota; Metazoa; Arthropoda; Insecta; Diptera; Muscidae
Product: carbonic anhydrase 2-like
Exons: 2
Coding region: 1-507 (168 amino acids)
Source: RefSeq, a predicted model, not a curated record
AUGGGGUAUGUUUCGCAAUCCAAUAUUAUACAGGGACCUGCGUUACCUAGCCCCAAGGCCAAGGAGUGCAUUGGUAAACAUCAAAUUCCUUUAAAUGAAAGAAGUGUAGACAUCAGAGUCGUCCAAUUCGAACCAUUUGCAUUUGACAAUUUCGAUGCAAAACCAUUGACGGCAGAAAUAGUAAAUUCCGAAGAUCUACUUCAAAUUCAGUUGCGCUAUUCUGAAGAUGAACGACCGGUAAUCUAUGGAGGUCCAUUACAGGAAUUGGGAAAUUUUACUUUGGCCCGAAUCGAUUGGUAUUCGUUGGAAGUGACGGAUCCCGCCAAUGACUUGGACGAUAUAAAAUUUCCAGUAGAAUUGCACAUCAUAUUCUAUAAUAAAAAAUAUAGAUCGCUAGCCAAAGCGGGACAUCGACCCAAUGGCAAUAUGGUGUUAGCAUUCCCACUGAAGGUACAGUCCAGGAUAAUUUUUGAUGGAAGUAAUAACAAUUUGGAACCCAUGUUUUAG